AUUGAUAAACAGACCUUUCAGAAUACAAUUAUCCCAAGAAAUAUUACUGGCUCGCAUGGAAUUCUCAAGGAAAGUUAGAAACCUAUCGCUUACCACCUUGACUCGUGUUUCAGGCAAAAGGCCAAAGAGUUUUGGUGGAUUAAAGUAUCAAAUCUUCAUGUGAUUCCGAGAUGUAGGGUAUUUGAAGUGAUGGUUUUGAUGGCUCGGGUUCAAGUCGAUGAGUUUGGAUAAAACAUUCACUGGAUUAGAUUGUUUCUGAAUUAUCACUUAGUCCAUUUUCAUACCAUCCAGCGAUUCGGGGUUUGGAUAUAAGAUAUCCUUACAUCGAUUGCGUUUUCUACUCAUUAUUACAAACUAUUUCUUUUCUACUUUUUAUCUUACAAUACAUACAUACAUACUUACUUACUUACUUACUUACUUACUUACUCACUUGAACGGGGAAUCGAAGCAAUGGGUAAAACAGAAUGGUUAACUUGUACAGCUCUUACUGCUGUCUUGGUUUAUACUUUUCCACAAUAUUUGACCGUCGAUCGAGUUUCGAGAUCAGCAAUUCGUUUUCUUCUACUUGAUAUUUCAUUAUUCUCUUUUUGGCGCAUGUUCAUAUAUCCUUUCUUUUUUAGUCCUCUUCGUCAUCUACCAGGUCCGGUGGUAAGUUUACUUUACUUCCUAUAUUCAUUCAUUCAUUAACAUGUUCAUAGUCUUAUAACUUCCUCUGGGGUAAUGGUUCUUCACAGUUCAGCAAACCACCUGGAUACGAAAUUCAACAGUUCGUUAAAGAUGUACCGAAUGAUGGUUUACUACGCAUUCGAACCUUUGCAAAUAUCGAAAGACUUAUUCCUACAUCUCCUAGUGUAUUGAAAAGUAUUCUAGCCGAUAAUUCAUACGAUUAUGAAAAACCAUCUGGAGUUCGCAAAUUUCUCACCUUGAUCUUGGGUGAAGGACCUAUCAUGUCAGAAGGUUCUCUUCAUAAAUUUCAACGCAAACAUUUGUUACCCGCUUUUCAAGUCAAACAUAUUAGGAAACUGUAUCCAGUUUUUUGGUCCAAAGCUCUUGGUCUUGUCGAGGGUAUCUCCCAAGAAAUUACCGAAACAAGUACGCUGGAAAAAAGAAAUGAAUCGCAUAUCGAAUUCAAUGAAUGGGCUACUCGUGUCACAUUAGAUAUAAUUGGUGUUGCUGGAGUAGGUAGAGAUUUCGGUGCUCUGAGAAACCCAGAUGAUCCUCUAGUGCGAGACUAUAACGAACUUCUCGAACCUACCAUUAGUAAGGGCCUUUACUUUGCAGCCAACAUCUUUGGUCCUCAAGAUCUCAUUCAGAAACUUCCAUUCAAAUAUAGCAAAGUAAUUGCUGAAACAACGGGGAACCUUCGUACUUUCUGUCGCGAAGUCAUCGAUGAAAAACGUCAAGCAGUACGCGAAGGUAAAACAGUCGAUGGAAUGGAUAUCCUAAGUAUCCUCGUCCGAUCCAACGAUUUCAGCGACGAAGAUCUCGAAGAUCAACUCCUCACAUUCUUAGCAGCUGGUCAUGAAACUACAUCUUCAGCUCUUACAUGGGCUAUUUAUCUGCUAGCCAUUCAUCCAGACUGGCAAACCAAACUCCGCCAAGAAGUUCACGCUGCAAUCCCUUUACCCUCUGAUCCAAAUUCCACAGAACCAAAUCACACUAUCAUCGAUUCCCUCCCGAUUCUAAACGCAGUUAUACAAGAAACCCUCCGUCUCUAUCCCACUGUGCCCCUCUCCGUCCGUACCUCCACAAGACCUACAUCCAUCACCCUCCCUGAUUCCUCCACACUCCACAUCCCCAUUGGAACACGCAUGCUCAUCUCCCCCUUAGCCAUCAAUCGCUCCCCAGAACUAUGGGGCCCCAAAGCAAACGAGUGGUCUCCUGAACGCUGGCUCGAAGAUGGAUGUGCCAAUACUGGAGGCGCGGAUAGUAAUUUUGCUAAUAUGACUUUUUUUCAUGGGGAGAGAAGUUGUAUAGGGAAGGGCUUUGCUAUUAGUGAGUUUAAGUGUUUGUUAGCGGGGGUGGUGGGCGGGUUGGAGUGGGAGAUGUGGGAUAAGGGGGAGGUGGUUAGGGUUGGGGGUGUGGUUACUACGAAACCUGUUGGGGGGAUGAAUGUUAGGAUGAGGAAGGUUGAGUGGUAGGUUGGUUGGUUGGGUGGUAAAGGAUAUGGGAAAGAGAAGGAGAAGCGAUUUCUUUUUCUUUCUUUGAUUUAUGAGGGGAUAUUAUAUCCGGGGCUCGGGUAUAUUGAUUCGCAGUUAUGUUAAUCGAUAGUUAGGAUAAUACAAUACCGUUCUUCGGUC
This is a messenger RNA of Sclerotinia trifoliorum, 2300 nucleotides long. Lineage: Eukaryota; Fungi; Ascomycota; Leotiomycetes; Helotiales; Sclerotiniaceae. The record is from the annotation of a GenBank genome assembly.